CAUUUCAAAUGGAAAAAAAUAUUUGAGGGAUUAAGACUGAGCAUCCAACCAUGGUUGCUCCGCUUUUUCCCCAUAAAUUAUUCUUUCCCUAAUCUCCAUUCGCCAACACUGAUAUUUGACUUUUGCUUCCAUUUCUCUUCAGUAGCAAUUCUCUUACAUAGAGAAAUUGCACAAAAAACCCUUGAGAAUAAUCUACAUAUGGCAGCAGCAAGCAGUGUAAAAGUGCCUAGGAUCAAGCUGGGUUCGCAGGGACUAGAAGUGUCUGCGCAAGGACUCGGAUGCAUGACCAUGACUUUCGCAAUCUACGGGCCUCUGAAGCCUGAGUCCGACAUGAUAAAGCUCAUUCGCCAUGCAAUCAACUCCGGCAUCACCUUCCUUGACACCUCCGACAUCUACGGACCCUACACCAACGAAAUCCUCCUCGCCAAGGCAAAGAAUGGGAUGAGGGAGAAAGUACAUUUGGCUACAAAAUUCGGGAGGAGAAUUGUUGAUGGACAGAGAGACAUAUGUGGAGACCCUGCCUAUGUACGGGCUGCUUGUGAGGCCAGCUUGAAGCGGCUAGAUAUUGAUUGCAUUGAUCUUUACUACCAACAUCGCACUGAUACACGCGUGCCUAUUGAAGUCACAAUAGGAGAAGUAAAGAAACUGGUGGAAGAAGGCAAAGUAAAAUAUAUAGGUCUGUCAGAGGCCUCAGCUUCAACAAUCAGAAGAGCACAUGCUGUUCAUCCAGUAACAGCGGUGCAGCUGGAAUGGUCUUUGUGGUCCAGAGACGUGGAGGCAGAAAUCAUUCCCACUUGCAGAGAACUUGGCAUUGGGAUAGUAGCAUACAGUCCUCUUGGACGGGGAUUCUUCUCAUCUGGUCCAAAAUUGUUUGAAACUUUCAGUGAAGGGGAUAGACGAAAGGAGCUACCAAGAUUCCAACCCGAUAAUCUGGAGCACAAUAAGUGCUUGUUUGAGAGGGUUAAUGAUAUGGCAAACAGAAAGGGAUGCACCCCUUCACAGCUAGCUCUGGCCUGGGUACAUCAUCAAGGAAAUGACGUUUGUCCGAUACCUGGUACCACUAAACUUGCGAAUCUUAAUGAAAACAUCGGAGCAUUGUUUGUGAAACUGACGAAAGAAGACAUGGCUGAGCUUGAAUCUAUUGCUUUAACCGUCAAGGGAAAAAGAUCUACGCCUGCUAUGGAAACAUGGGAAACUUCAGACACUCCUCCUCUGUCAACUUGGAAAGCAACUGCAUGAAGACUUAUAUUACCUUGUUGAAGCAGAGAGCAUUAAAUAAAAUUAACACGAUAACAUGUAUAUCGUGGAAUCUUAUCUAAAAACCUUAUGUGCAUUUGAGGGUUCUCUCCUGCUUUUAGAUGCACUACGAGUCAAAGUCGAACAAUACAGAAUAGUACGCGGCCUCGCUUCAAUAAAUUGACUGCUAAAAUAUCGAAUAAUACGACCUGUUGUUGCAAA
Molecule: messenger RNA, 1458 nt
Organism: Olea europaea var. sylvestris
Lineage: Eukaryota; Viridiplantae; Streptophyta; Magnoliopsida; Lamiales; Oleaceae
Product: auxin-induced protein PCNT115-like
Exons: 5
Coding region: 199-1239 (346 amino acids)
Cellular component (GO): cytoplasm
Source: RefSeq, a predicted model, not a curated record